AUGCAUGCGCCAUCAGGACAGCCUGGUGGUGGGAAUAUGGGCGGCCAGCCAAGACCACUCGUGCAGCAGAGCAACCAGGUUGUGAAGCGUAUGGCUUUAUUAGGAGUUCAGGGGAAGCAGCUCGAGCAUCCGGAGUUGCGCCGGGAGAUUGUGAAGGAACCAAGUAUUACUUAUCUUGCGUUCACCGUCGACCGCCUACUGGACCACAUACUCACCACCGCCUGUCACUCUGCCGACGAGGAUGACCCGGACAGCGUAGGACCCGUUAUCGAAACGCUCUGUGCCCAACUCACCCAAGACGUCAAUAAACUACCGCCUUUGCCUACCCUCAUGCAACUUCCAGACUCAUUCGUGCCACCCAAGAAAUAG
Gregarina niphandrodes is the source of this 369-nucleotide messenger RNA. RefSeq lists its product as hypothetical. The record is from RefSeq and is a predicted model, not a curated record. The transcript has a single exon. Lineage: Eukaryota; Apicomplexa; Conoidasida; Eugregarinorida; Gregarinidae. Bases 1 to 369 code for a protein of 122 amino acids.